AUGGAGGAGGAGGUCUAUGCGAAUGUGAGCAAUUUAGAACUGGAGGAGAUUCAGGAUACCAGCACUAAAAGAACAACACCAGACCAGCAGCCAGAUGAUAGAACAGGAGGCAGACGCUCCAGACUGGCUGCAGUGUGUUUGGGGCUGCUGUGUGUUCUUCUGCUGAUCACCAUCAUUGUGAUCUGUGUGCGCAACGUUAAAGAAAAAGAAGCUAUGGACCAAACCAUCUCCUCUCUGAGUAAGAACCUUACUGCGGAGAGAGAGACCCUCUCAUCCAGCAUUAUGACCCUGACUGAAGAAAGAGAUCAGCUAAAGAACAGCAACAAGGACCUGACUGAAGAAAGAGAUCAGCUAAAGAACAGCAACAAGAACCUGACUGAAGAAAGAGAUCAGCUUAAGAUCCUGACUGAGCAGAAAAAAAAAGACCAGCAGAAUCAUCCUAAGCACACUGUGAAUGACCUGGCAUCCUGGAAGAAGUUUGGAAGCAGUCACUACUACAUCUCUACUGAGGCGAAGACUUGGGAUAAGGCCAGGCAGAACUGCAGAGAGAGAGGAGCAGAUCUAGUGAUCAUAAACAGCAAAGAGGAACAGGAGUUCAUUAAGAGGGAAAAUAAAUACGUCUGGAUUGGUCUGAGUGACGCAGAUGAAGAAGGAGUGUGGAAGUGGGUGGAUGGAUCACCACUGACCACUAAAUACUGGAAUACUGGGGAACCUAACGAUUAUGCUAAAGCAGAGGACUGCGCUGUUUUCAAAGAUGGCAAAGAUACACUGGAGACCUGGAAUGACUUGCCUUGCUGCUAUGAGAAUCUCUGGAUCUGUGAAGCUACACUUCCAUCCUCCUGA
Molecule: messenger RNA, 843 nt
Organism: Astyanax mexicanus (Mexican tetra)
Lineage: Eukaryota; Metazoa; Chordata; Actinopteri; Characiformes; Acestrorhamphidae
Product: C-type lectin domain family 4 member M-like
Exons: 6
Coding region: 1-843 (280 amino acids)
Molecular function (GO): signaling receptor activity
Source: RefSeq, a predicted model, not a curated record